Penicillium soppii is the source of this 663-nucleotide messenger RNA. RefSeq lists its product as uncharacterized. Gene Ontology annotation, cellular component: mitochondrion. The transcript has 3 exons. The coding region runs from base 1 to 663 and encodes 220 amino acids. The record is from RefSeq and is a predicted model, not a curated record. Lineage: Eukaryota; Fungi; Ascomycota; Eurotiomycetes; Eurotiales; Aspergillaceae. Gene Ontology annotation, molecular function: oxidoreductase activity.
AUGUUCAUUGAUUCGAAGUGUAGAGAUACCCGUAGACCAAAACUGUUGACUCAUUACCGAUACGAGCCGACCCGGGGAGCACAUGACAUCAUCCAGGAACUCCAAGUUAGAGCUCCAAUUCUUCCUGACUUCACCUCACCCGUCAAUCCAACCCCCCGUCCAACAAACCACCCUCUACCCAACCACCAAGAUGUUCCGCUUCGUACCAAACAGAGCAAAACCCUCGACCCAAUCACCCUCUUCCACUCACCCGCCCUCAAAGCCUCAACACGAACCCUCAACAUCCUCAAGCAAGCCUCUGCCACAGCCGGCGAAACCGCAACAGAAGACCAAGCCAGCGACCACUCCCAGCACGCGAAGCAGCAGCGCGGCGAGUUCGAGCUCGAGGUGACCACCGGCCCGCCGACGGCCGAUCAGCUGCGCAGUAUCCUGGAUUACAUUUCGCCUGUUAGCGGUGUCGGCGGACAGGGCGACAAGGUCACGUAUGCAGUUUCGGAGCUUGUGAAGGGCGCACGGGAUGCGGAGGAUGCGCUGAAGAAGUUUAAGGAGGAUAAUGAGAAUUUUGUUCGUCCUGUGACUGUUGACUGGGUUAACGGUCGGGCUGUUAUUGGUGAUCAUGAGUCUGAGAUUCUGCGCAUGGUCCGCCAGCUUCCUGACAAUUAG